GUCGUGUUCUUUCUAUACCAUCUUCAUCUGCAUCAACAUCUGGAUUCCUCGGUCUAUAACACACAUUAGCACUCUGCUCUCACUCACUGCGACGAACAAAUCCCAGCAUCAGCGCUUCCGCGAGACAGUUCUCUACAAAUCCCACAACACCAGUCAUCAAUCAUGUCGUCGCAUGUUGUCAUUAUCGGCGGUUCCUACGCAGGAGCCAAAGUUGCACACAAGGUCCUCAAGGAAACACCCAACUCCAAGGUCACUUUAAUCGAUGCCUCGGAUGUCUUCUACUUUAACAUUGCCUCGCCGCGAAUUAUCGCCAAGCCCAAGGAAGCCAAGGUCGACCAAUACUUGAUUCCCAUCAUGGACAAGUUCAAGCAUUAUCCCACCAACAGAUUCACUUUCGUACAAGGUCUUGUGAAUACGGUGGACACUUCCGCCAAGAUCGUGAAAGUCGAAGGAAAGCAGGAUAUCUCUUACGAUUAUCUGGUUGUCGCUUCUGGAUCUACAACUCCCGGAACUGUUGGCAAGGAAGCUAUUCCCUUCAAGACUACUGGAGCGGAUAUCCGCGAGAAGGUUGAGGAUGCUCAAAAAAGAGUAGCAGCCGCCGACAGUAUUGUCAUCAUCGGCGCAGGCCCUGUCGGAGUCGAAGCUGCUGGUGAGAUUGCACAAGCAUAUCCCAAGACCAAAGUCACUCUCAUCGCAUCCCACAAUCAAGUCCUUCCCGAUCUCAAGCCUUCUGCCGGAAAGUCAGCACAUGCCAGUCUGGAAAACCUGGGCGUCAAGAUCAUUUACUCUGUUCGUGUUGACGACAGCAAGCAAGAUCCCUCUGGCAGAUUUACCGUCACCCUCAACAACGGCAAGACUAUUGAAGCGGCACUUGUCAUUUCUGCAGCGGGAAACAUCGCAAACACUUCUUUCAUGCCCCGUGACGCACUCGACUCAGAUGGCUGGAUCAACGUCGACAAGAACAUGCGCGUCACCUCCGUCACCGACAAGUCCGUCUACGCUCUGGGUGACGCCACAAUGUACAAGCAGCGAUACGCACUUAAGAUCAACGACCAGAUCCCCGUCGUUGCCAACAACCUCAAGAACGCCAUCACAAACACUGGCGCCGUGAAGACCUAUGACGCUACUGACAAGCUCAUGGUCUUUGUGCCAAUUGGCAGCAAGACUGGUACUGGACAGAUUGGUGGAUGGGUGCCUUUCAGUUUCAUGGUUGCUUUCGCAAAAGGCAAAGAUUAUUUCAUGUCGAGAGCUGCUACUUUUAUUGCCGCAUAGAGUCUUGCGCUUGAGAUUUUCGGUGCUCGUUUUUUCUUGCUUCAUAGCGUGAGAUAUCCUGUCUGAUCUUGGUUGAUAUAUCCAAUAGCAUAAUAGAGUCUUUUCAUUACUUCAAGUCGAGUUUCCCGGCUUCUACUGCCCAGUCGCAAGUUGUCAUUGGAUUAUCCAGCGUUCGCGGUUCAC
This is a messenger RNA of Aureobasidium pullulans EXF-150, 1455 nucleotides long. Its product is annotated as FAD/NAD(P)-binding domain-containing protein. The record is from RefSeq and is a predicted model, not a curated record. NCBI's taxonomy places the organism in Eukaryota, Fungi, Ascomycota, Dothideomycetes, Dothideales, Saccotheciaceae. Gene Ontology annotation, cellular component: cytoplasm. Bases 163 to 1272 code for a protein of 369 amino acids. The transcript has a single exon. Gene Ontology annotation, molecular function: flavin adenine dinucleotide binding; electron-transferring-flavoprotein dehydrogenase activity.